Sphaerulina musiva SO2202 is the source of this 672-nucleotide messenger RNA. RefSeq lists its product as uncharacterized. The coding region runs from base 1 to 672 and encodes 223 amino acids. The record is from RefSeq and is a predicted model, not a curated record. Lineage: Eukaryota; Fungi; Ascomycota; Dothideomycetes; Mycosphaerellales; Mycosphaerellaceae. The transcript is spliced from 2 exons.
AUGGAAUCCUCCCGCAUCGCCUCCGUCCCCGACUCGAUCUCUCCGAGAAAACAGAUUCCUGCCAACCGAUGGGUCACGCUUCGCCAUCGACGACUGCAAACCAUUCCGGCACAACUCACCACAGCAACAAAUACCUUAGUUUCCUCCACGCCUCUUCCGGACUGGCUGGUCAAACCGGUGGUUGAACGUAUCCAUGGUCUCGAUUUGUUCUCGGAUGCUCCACAUGGCAUUAAUCACUGCUUGAUCAAUGAGUAUCUUCCUGGUCAAGGCAUUAUGCCGCACGAGGAUGGCGCGGCUUAUCAUCCCGUCGUGGCGACUGUCAGUCUCUGUGGAACGCUUGUUCUCGACGUGACUGAGAAGAAGAGGCAGAAGUGCGAUGAUGAUGAUGAUGACACACGGCCAACCUCGUGGCGAAUUGUGCAGGAGCCGAGAUCACUUUUGGUCACGACUGGUCAAGCCUAUACGCAGACGCUUCACGGGAUAGCAGAAGUUUCCGAAGAUGUUGGUCUGAAUGGCGAUACGGUUGCAAACUGGAAACUACUCGGCAAUCCGACGAUUAUCGAAGCCAAUGGAGGCAAGAAUUUACGAAGCACGAGAAUCAGUUUGACGUAUCGAGACGUCAAGAAAGUGUCGAAACUGGGAAGCAAAAUCUUUGGGAAGCCACGAACUUAA